This is a messenger RNA of Penicillium cosmopolitanum, 894 nucleotides long. RefSeq lists its product as uncharacterized. Lineage: Eukaryota; Fungi; Ascomycota; Eurotiomycetes; Eurotiales; Aspergillaceae. The record is from RefSeq and is a predicted model, not a curated record. Bases 1 to 894 code for a protein of 297 amino acids. The transcript is spliced from 3 exons. Gene Ontology annotation, molecular function: oxidoreductase activity.
AUGUCGCUCAAUAAUAGUGCGUCGACUGUUCUCAAUUAUUAUGUUGACCCCGGUAAAGAUGGAGAUCAUUCCUUUUUUGAUGGCACAAUUAUCGAAUCGCGCAGAGAGUAUGCGGAAGUUCCAGUACAAGUUAUGGAUCUUCGGAGGCAAGAGCAGAGAUUCUCGCUUGACAGACAAGGAUUUCAACUGUUGAUGCAUCCAAGUAUUGAGAAGGACUUUGAUGACACAGCUCGGAUAAAGGAUGUCUACUACCGCGAGUGUGCAGAAGUUCUGCAGAAUAUAACUGGAGCUACACGCGUUCAUAUCAUGAGCCAUAUUGUUCGACGACAGUCAUGGGAAAAAGCCAUCGAAGAUGAGAAGCAUCUUCCUGAUAUGGAGCCUGUGAAGCAGCCCAGCACGGCGCGUUUUGUCCACGUUGAUCAAUCAUAUACUGGAGCUCGCGCACUGCUCGACUUGUAUCUCCCUGAAGAGUCGGAGAAACUCACCAAAACUCGUUGGGCCAUCGUCAACUUCUGGCGCCCGAUCCAAACUAUCAAUCGCGAGGCACUAUGCGUAUGCGAUGCCCAGUCCGUGUCUGAUCAAGAGCUGCGGGAACGGCCUCUCAAAAUGGCACCUCAGAAGUGUGAUGCUCCUGCAAUGGCCGACGUUUACAGGAUGGAUAACUCCAUGUGGUCGGUAGUUCCGCCCAAGUGUCCUGAGCAGCACAGAUGGUACUAUGCCUCACACAUGGUUCCUGAUGAGGCUUUAUGCUUGAAAAUAUUUGAUUCAAAGCUGGACGGCACGGCUAGGCGCACACCUCAUACUGCGUUUACGACAAAAGGUGAUUUCGGCCCGCCUCGCAACAGCCUGGAGACUAGAUGCUUUGUCUUUUGGGAGGAUCAGUCUUGUGAAUAG